Pantherophis guttatus is the source of this 1502-nucleotide messenger RNA. Lineage: Eukaryota; Metazoa; Chordata; Lepidosauria; Squamata; Colubridae. The record is from RefSeq and is a predicted model, not a curated record.
GGCCCCCAUGAACUGCCUGUCACACGUCCCAGGCAGGGGGCUCACAGGUCUUGCCCUGGCCGCGUUUUUUGGGGGGCUGUUUCACUGCUUUUGGGGCGUUCACGGCAGCGCGGGAGCCUGGAAUUCUUUGAACGAUGACCUCUUGCUGCCAUACCUUCCUCCCCAGCACGGCCCACGGCACCACCAUCGCUACGUCCGAGACUGCCAGGCUCACCGGCAUGGCAAUGCGACGCAUGAAACCUGGCCCAGCGACAACAGCAGUGCCUCCCCUCUGGCUAAUACAUAUACAUUUGUUUCGGACUUCCCACCGUACCGUCCAAAUCGCCGCCAGGUGUACGGCCACUUGACUAUAGUGCGUGACCCCCUGAGGACUUUUUCUGUCCUAGAGCCCGGGGGACCAGGGGGCUGCCAUCUCCACCGCAGAGCUACUGUGGAAGAGACGGUGAGCCGAAGUCAGUGCCUUGUGGCCCAGAAUGGGGGCUAUUUUGAUACAAAGACAGGAGCAUGUUUAGGGAACGUUGUAAGCAAUGGGCACCGGGUACAAUCCUCUGGAGGAGUGCAGAAUGCUCAGUUUGGUAUCCGGAAAGAUGGCACUUUAGUGUUUGGCUACCUCUCUGAGGAUGAGGUCUUGGCUACAGAGAACCCAUUUGUGCAGCUUGUCAGCGGGGUGGGGUGGCUUCUACGUAACGGAGAGGUCUACGUGAAUCAGAGCCAGGUGGCAGAAUGCGACAAGACUCAGGAAACAGGGAUUUUUGACACUUUUGUCAACAUUGUGUCUGCCAGGACGGCUGUGGGGCAUGACCGGCAAGGACGGCUCGUGUUGUUUCACGCUGAUGGGCAGUCAGGCGUCAGAGGGCUGAACCUCUGGGAAAUGGCAAAUUUCCUGAAGGAACGCGGCGUCGUGAAUGCGAUCAACCUGGAUGGUGGGGGAUCAGCUACUUUUGUUGUCAACGGAUCCCUUGCUAGCUACCCUUCGGAUCACUGCGUGUUUGACUCUACCUGGCGCUGCCCUCGGAGCGUUUCGACCGUCUUGUGUGUGCACGAGCCUGCCUGCCAACCUCAAAACUGCAGCGGGCAUGGGCACUGCGUGCUUGGACGAUGCCACUGCCACGGAGCCUUCUGGAGAGGGCCAGCCUGCGACGUGCUGGAUUGUGGUCCUUCCAACUGCACUAUUCACGGAAUGUGCACGGAGACGGGAUGCGUCUGUGAUGCCGGUUGGACUGGUGAAAACUGCACCCAAGCUUGCACCGAUGGUACCUACGGGGACAGCUGUGCUCAGAAAUGCCUCUGCCACAACAACGGCAAGUGUGACCCUGUGUACGGAUCCUGCACUUGUCCAGUGGGCUUCAGAGGAAUCUUCUGUGAAGAAGGUGAGAGGUUUGGAGCAGGGGUGGGUUCUACUUACCUUUACUACCGGUUUGCAGUGGGGCCACGUGCAUGCGCACUCUUCUGCGCAUAUGCAGAAGCGUUUUGAUGACGUUGGGGUCGGUGGGCGGAGCCUC